Molecule: messenger RNA, 711 nt
Organism: Stegostoma tigrinum
Lineage: Eukaryota; Metazoa; Chordata; Chondrichthyes; Orectolobiformes; Stegostomatidae
Gene: fabp2
Product: fatty acid binding protein 2, intestinal
Exons: 4
Coding region: 50-448 (132 amino acids)
Biological process (GO): fatty acid transport
Cellular component (GO): cytosol; nucleus
Molecular function (GO): fatty acid binding
Source: RefSeq, a predicted model, not a curated record
AGAAGAGAUUCCGCACUGACUCGCUGGAGGAGCUCACUCUUAUUAAAAUAUGGCAUUCAAUGGAACCUGGAAGGCUGAAAGAAAUGAGAACUAUGAUAAGUUUAUGGAACAGAUGGGAGUAAAUGUGAUGAAAAGAAAGCUUGCCAGCCAUGAUAACCUGAAGCUUACAAUUCACCAAGAAGGGAAUAAGUUUACUGUGAAAGAGUCCAGUACCUUCCGAACAAAAGAAAUCGAGUUUACUUUGGGAGUAGCAUUUGACUACUCACUGGCAGAUGGAACAGAAGUGAAUGGUUCCUGGAUUUGUGAUGGAAACAAGCUUGUUGGAAAGUUCACCAGAAAGGACAAUAACAAGGAGCUCCUGACAACAAGGGAAAUUGUUGGUGAUGAGCUUGCACAGACUUAUUCAUACGAAGGAGUUGAUGCCAAGAGAUUUUUCAAAAAGGAAUAGAUACCUGUUAUUGUGACAACAUCAUUGCAAUGAAUUUCUAAACGUGCUCGUGUCACAAACCUGCACUGAUGGAUAUCUAGCUCAAGUAAUUUCAUUAACUGUCCAGCCAAUUAUAAUAACUGUGAUGAAACAAAAACAGAAGCUAACAUCUCACAUCUCUCUGAAGCUUGGCAAAUGCCAGUGAAUGUGCCCUCAUUAAUACAGUGAAUGAGGAGGUGCAAGGAUUAAAUUGUACAGUUUAAAGUGAAAUUUGAUGUUUCUCA